CGUCCCUCCGCGGGUUGCCAGGGGGGCCAUGGCGCGCGCGGCGGGCGGGCGCGGCUGAGUACUUGUGGCAAUGGAGCUGGAGGAGGCCCGCGGGUACGUCGAGGGGGUGCGCCAGCUGCUCCAGCACUCGGGGCUGCCCUUCCUGGAGCUCGACGCGGCCGGCAGGGUGACCUCUUGCAGCAGGCAGGCGGCGGCGGCGCUCGGGGCGCGGGCGGACGGCGCCAGCGGGCAGCUUCUGGAGGCCGUCGUUGCGAACAGGCACAGGGCACAGGUGGCGCAGGCUCUGAAGCGUGCGCAGGGCACCAGCAGCGGAGAGGUGAGGCCCAGUGCGGCGAAGCUGCCGGGGGCCUCCGGCCGCAAGGACGCGAUCCUGAACCUGAUGCCAUGCUACAGCAGGUCUGGCCGCGUCACGGGGGUCCUGGGGCUGGUUAGCGAGGAUAACAGCCCUGCAGACACCAAGCUGCCCGCCCCCGUCAGCGGUGUGAACGCAUGGCGGUGCACCAUGGGCACCUCAGCGGCCAUACCCUGCAUGUUCGAGCUCAGCGAGGGCAAGGACACCUCCGGCAGCGGAGCGGACGCGCGCCACAGCGAGAGCUUCCGCAGCAUCGUGGAGCAGACCGUAAAAGACUCUGCGCCGAUCCACCUGUGCGAGCCUGGCGCUGGGGCCACGCCGUUCGAGUCGGAGGUGAUGCCUUUCGAGAGCCAGGGCGGCGAGACGCGGUACUUCUGCGUGCGGGGACUGGCCACCUGCGGGCCCGAGAUGCCGUUCGGGGGCCGCAUCAGCAUCGCAGAGGGCUACGUGGUCGACAUCACGCGCGCCGAGCUCGCUCUGCAGGAGGCGUCCAGGUGGCACGAGCGCUGGCGCGCGCUGUCCCAGCUCGUCUUCGACUUCGCGCUGCUUGUCGACAUCACGGAGUACCGUAUCCUGAGCGUGUGGGACGAGUCUGCGGCAUUCGACGAGAAGUUGGAGGGCAGGUC
This is a messenger RNA of Prorocentrum cordatum, 978 nucleotides long. NCBI's taxonomy places the organism in Eukaryota, Dinophyceae, Prorocentrales, Prorocentraceae. The record is from the annotation of a GenBank genome assembly.